AGGUUGGAAGAUUAUCUCACCCAGCCCUGGCUAUAUAAGCUGCCCCGUGUGGAGGAGUCCAGCAGGGCCGACUGAAGGGAUUCAUUCCGCAGGAGAAAAACAUACAGACGAACUUCAGGCCAACAUGAUGAUGCUGAAAGUGGAAGAGCUGGUCACAGGGAAGAAGAAUGGCGGUGGGGAUACUGGGGAGUUCCUCCCUGAGGAUUUCACAGAUGGAGAGUAUGAAGCUGCUGUUACUUUGGAAAAGCACGAGGACCUGAAAACACUUCCGGCCCACUCAGUGAGCCUUGCGGAGCAGCAGUGGAAAAUUGAGAAACAGCGAGAGGCAGAGCUCAAGAAGAAAAAACUAGAACAAAGAUCAAAGCUUGAAAAUUUAGAAGACCUUGAAGUUAUCAUUCAACUAAAGAAAAAGAAAAAAUACAGGAAAACUAAAGUUCCGGUUGUGAAGGAACCUGAACCUGAAAUCAUCACAGAACCUGUGGAUGUGCCUCGGUUUCUGAAGGCUGCCCUGGAGAAUAAACUGCCAGUAGUAGAAAAAUUCUUGUCAGACAAGAACAAUCCAGAUGCCUGUGAUGAGUAUAAACGGACAGCUCUGCAUAGAGCAUGCUUGGAAGGACACCUGGCAAUUGUGGAGAAGUUAUUGGAAGCUGGAGCACAGGUUGAAUUCCGUGAUAUGCUUGAAUCUACAGCCAUCCACUGGGCAAGCCGUGGAGGAAACGUGGAUGUCUUAAAAUUGUUGCUGAAUAAGGGAGCAAAAAUCAGUGCCCGGGAUAAGUUGCUCAGCACAGCGCUGCACGUGGCGGUGAGGACGGGCCACUACGAGUGCGCGGAGCAUCUCAUCGCCUGCGAGGCGGACCUCAACGCCAAAGACCGAGAAGGAGAUACCCCCCUGCACGACGCCGUGAGACUGAAUCGUUACAAGAUGAUCCGACUCCUGAUUAUGUAUGGCGCAGACCUCAAUGUCAAGAACUGUGCUGGGAAGACCCCGAUGGACCUGGUGUUACACUGGCAGAACGGAACCAAAGCGAUAUUUGACAGCCUCAAAGAGAACUCCUACAAGACCUCUCGCAUAGCUGCAUUCUAGGAGACACGACCGACCGACCGCGGGCUUUCUUCAGCUGCUCCUCACUGGUGGCCUUUGAAGGCCGGGCCCCAGAGAAGAGCAACUUAGUUACAGAACCCUGCUUCUCGUCAUCAACCUAUGGUCAGGCUGCACCUUGUAAAGUUUCAAGAAAGCACUGGGACAUAGGCAUUGAAAUUUCCCUUAGGGCGACCCACUCUAUUUAUUUGUAUCUAUUCCUGUGCAUCUAUUUAUUUAUUCUUAAAUGAACCCCACUAUCACGGAUACUCAGGUUCUUUAUGCUCAUCCUUUGGUGGGCAGAGCCUGAUUCGUACACAAUGCUCCAGAGCCUUCCCGUAGAUAGUCUGUAACGCAGGCCAAUGAGCAGUGCUCAGUGGCUGCCUAUGUGUCACCUCACUCACGUAGGAUAUUUCAAGGUGUUUCUAAGAGACAAAGGUGAUUAUUGCCGCCCUCUUUUCUCCUGAAUUUUUACUGCUGAAGUCUGAGGCAAUGGAAAUGCAUACGGUGACAGAAACAGUAGAAUGGAAGAGAAGGACAGGAAAGCCAGCCGUUUUCCGGCUGGGCCUGGUAUUCCUUACCAAGUCACGCACUGUGCUAAGGUGAAGCGGAUGUUGCGAGUGUGAGCGGAGUGCAGUGGAAGGAGUGGGCAAUGGGGCCAUGCAGAAUAGGAUUUGCUCAAAAAGAUGAAAGUAAUGGCAAAUUGUAAAUGUGUAAAUGUAUCUUAUGUCGUAUGUAUAUUUUAUAUUCAUAAUAAAAGCAAACACAUUCUAAACCUC
Messenger RNA from Myotis myotis, 1857 nucleotides. RefSeq names its product ankyrin repeat domain 1 (gene ANKRD1). Gene Ontology annotation, molecular function: RNA polymerase II-specific DNA-binding transcription factor binding. The transcript has 9 exons. Gene Ontology annotation, cellular component: nucleus. Gene Ontology annotation, biological process: regulation of transcription by RNA polymerase II. The coding region runs from base 125 to 1084 and encodes 319 amino acids. The record is from RefSeq and is a predicted model, not a curated record. NCBI's taxonomy places the organism in Eukaryota, Metazoa, Chordata, Mammalia, Chiroptera, Vespertilionidae.